AUGGGUUUAGGAGGCAAAGGCUUGGGAAAAGGUGGCGCCAAGCGUCAUCGCAAAGUGCUGCGUGAUAACAUCCAGGGUAUUACGAAGCCAGCCAUACGCCGUUUGGCUCGCCGUGGCGGUGUGAAGCGCAUCUCCGGACUAAUUUACGAGGAAACACGUGGUGUUCUGAAGGUGUUCCUGGAGAACGUUAUCCGUGAUGCCGUCACCUACACCGAACACGCCAAGAGGAAGACUGUCACAGCCAUGGAUGUCGUGUACGCCCUGAAGAGGCAAGGCCGCACCCUGUACGGUUUCGGCGCUUAA
Messenger RNA from Drosophila rhopaloa, 303 nucleotides. Its product is annotated as histone H4-like. Gene Ontology annotation, biological process: nucleosome assembly. Bases 1 to 303 code for a protein of 100 amino acids. The transcript has 2 exons. Lineage: Eukaryota; Metazoa; Arthropoda; Insecta; Diptera; Drosophilidae. Gene Ontology annotation, molecular function: DNA binding; structural constituent of chromatin; protein heterodimerization activity. Gene Ontology annotation, cellular component: nucleosome. The record is from RefSeq and is a predicted model, not a curated record.